GCCGGUAGGGCGGCCAGGGUAGGGCUGGGGAAGCCGGACUCAGUGUCCUCCUUGGACGCCAUUCUAGCUGGAUAAUCUGGAACUGCACAAGGCUUCCGGUUUCUCUCCUCAGCCGACGGUUAGGAGGCACAGCUGUCUCCGGAGGCGCGGAGGCAAGUCCUUACGCCUUCCGAUCACAGCCUCUGGGACCCGAGAGGACGGCCACCCGCGGCUGACUCCUCCCGGCAGAAGGCGGUCGGCCCAGUUCCCGACGAGAUGGGCCGCUUUCAAAAGCACAAACAAUUGAAGGAUGGAUACCAUUGCAUAUGUUAAACACAUAUUAAAAGGAGCAUAAGAAAGCUGGGAAUCUCAGUAUGAAUCAGUUUAGAUCUAGAUCAGAUGAUGUUGGUGAAGAAACUUCAUCUCAAGACCAUAAUCAUCAUGAAAAUGAGAGAAGAUGGCAGCAAGAACGCCUUCACAGAGAAGAAGCCUAUUAUCAGUUUAUUAAUGAACUCAGUGAUGAAGAUUACCGCCUAAUGAGAGACCAUAAUCUUUUAGGCACCCCUGGGGAAAUAACAGCAGAAGAACUACAACAGCGGUUAGAUGGAGUUAAGGAGCAACUAGCAUCUCAGCCUGACUUGAGAAAUGGAACAAACUCUAGAGACUCAGAAAUUCCAAGAGAAAGUUCUAAUGAAGAUUCUCUGCUAGAAUGGUUGAAUACCUUUCGUCGCACAGGAAAUGCAACUCGAAGUGGACAAAAUGGAAACCAAACCUGGAGAGCUGUGAGUCGAACAAACCCAAACAGUGGAGAGUUUCGAUUUAGUCUGGAAAUCCACAUAAAUCACGAGAAUAGAGAAUUUGAAAUUCAUAAUGAAGAUUAUACUGGUAUUCCACUUUCAGAUGUUAGCAGAGCUGAUACUACAGAUAGGCAACAGAGAUCAACUAGUCCUGUGGCUAGGCGAACAAGAAGCCAAACCUCAGUGAAUUCCAGUGGCCGCAGUUCCAACAUUCCAAGGACUAGACUUGGUUCAAGGGGGCAGAAUUCAGUAGAAGAAUCUUUUUCAACAUUUGGAAGAUUAAGAAAUGGAAUUGGCGGAGCAGUUGGCAAUCCUAGUGCUCCACAUGCUAAUUUCAGUAGCCAUACAAACCAAUUAGGUAGUAGUGAACUCAGGCAAAGGGAAGGGCAACGAUUUGGAGCAGCACAUGUUUGGGAAAAUGGGGCUAGAACUAAUGUUACAGUGAGAAACACAAACCAAAGAUUAGAGCCAAUAAGAUUAAGGUCAACUUUCAGUAGUCGAAGCCGUUCACCAAUUCAGAGACAAAGUAGUCCUGUUUAUCAUAAUUCACAAAGGGAAAGUAGACCUUUACAGCAAACGCUUAGAAGAAGAUCUGUUAGGAGGAGAGGUAUAACUCGUGUCUUUUUAGAGCAAGAUAGAGAACACAGAGGUGCUGCAUAUACUCCACUCUCUAAUUCAAGACUUGUGUCAAGAAUAACGGUAGAAGAAGGAGAAGAACCCAGCAGAUCUUCAACUCUUAUACGGCGACAUCCAACAAUCACACUGGACCUUCAAGUGAGAAGGAUUCGACCUGGAGAAAGCAGAGAUCGGGACAGUAUUGCAAAUAGAACUAGAUCUAGAGUAGGCUUAGCAGAAAACACAGUUACCAUUGAAAGUAAUAGUGGGGGCUUUCGUCGAACUAUUUCUCGUUUAGAGCGGUCAGGUAUUCGAACCUAUGUUAGUACUAUAACAGUUCCUCUUCGUAGGAUUUCUGAGAAUGAGCUUGUUGAACCAUCAUCAGUGGCCCUUCGGUCAAUUUUAAGGCAGAUCAUGACUGGAUUUGGAGAAUUGAGUUCUCUAAUGGAGGCUGAAUCUGAGUCAGAGAUUCAGAGAAAUGGUCAAUAUUUACCAGAGAGACACUCAGAACUGAGUACAGUUCAUGGCAGCAGCCCAGAGAAUGAAGGUUCCUCUCAAGACAGGCAGGCCCUAGAAAAUAGUACUGAAAUGCGAGGUGAGGAUGACAUGACCCAGCUUCAUACCCAAAAUAGUGAUAAUAGAGGUGUCAGGCAGCUGCGAAACUCAAAUAACUUAGUUGAAACUGGAACACUACCUAUUCUUCGCCUUGCUCACUUCUUUUUACUAAAUGAAGGUGAUGAUGAUGAUCACAUACGUGGUUUAACCAAAGAGCAGAUUGACAAUCUUUCCACCAGGAACUAUGAGCAUAGUAGUAUUGAUAGUGAACUAGGUAAAAUCUGUAGUGUGUGUAUCAGUGACUAUGUAACUGGAAACAAGCUCAGGCAAUUACCUUGCAUGCAUGAAUUUCACAUCCAUUGUAUUGAUCGAUGGCUGUCAGAGAAUUGCACCUGUCCCAUCUGUCGGCAGCCUGUUUUAGGGUCUAGUAUAGCAAACAAUGGUUGAAGUGGUGGGUUGAUUCAGACACUACAUUUUAGUAGAGCUGAGUAUUCAAGCAUUCUUUUGUUGAAUUAUUUGUGAUGAGCUAACAAGGAUGAGAUAUAACAGAUAAUUAUAGUUUGAAAUACUUUUUGUGUGCUUUUUUAAAUUGUUUAGAAGAAAAUUUAUAUAAAAUUUAAAAUGCAAAUGUUAAAUUAUCCAAAAAUACAGAGUAGUUAUUAUUGCUAGAACCAAAUAACCUUUAAGAUACUUUUAUUUUGGUAAUUUUGUCAUGCUAAGCACUUUUGUAUUUGCACUCUUCAGUUGAUUAAACAUCACUCUUUAUUUUCUUGAUAGUACAGCAGAUUUUACUUGGGCUUUUUGAAGUUCCAUAGGCUUAAUGCUGUACCAAGAUAUUGGUGUCUAAAUAAACCUUUCAUUAAUUUCUUAUUUUAAGGACAUUAUCUUUCAUGAAAGAGUGUUCAUGAAUGUUUACUAAAUGUGUUUAAGUUACUUGAAAUGUUAAAUUUAAUAUGCAACAUACCAUAUGUGUGUAUAUAUAUAAUUUUAAGUUUAAAAUAUUCAGUCUAGAAACUGCCAGUUUAGUUCUUAUUUAAACUUUUAGGCUAUUACUGCAUAUGGCACAGUAUUUAAUAUUUACAGGAUCAUCUCUGGGAAGAAGUGGGUUCAGAUAUCUACAAAUAGAGAAUUUACUGAAGCGUCUCUGACAAUCUGACUUAUUAGCAAGCAAUAUAUAAUACUGAACACGUUUUUAUUGAGUAAUGAAACGUGGGCAUUUUAGAACAUACAAGCUGUUUAAUUUGAAUUCAACUUUUUGUGAUUCUUUUUGAAAAUGCAAAUGAUUCUUUGGUUUAUAUUAAGGUAUACAAUAUGCAUGGUUUCUCAAAAGUUUUAAAAUCUAACAAAUCUGUAAAGAAUCAAAUGUAUAGAUAACAUGUUAAGUUCACUUGGGGGCCAAAAACUCCAAAUAAAACAAAAACUCCUUAAGAGAAUGUAGAAUUUAUAUAAAAAGUAUGCACUGAAAAUCUAUUUCUAUCAAUAAAUAUUAAAACA
Molecule: messenger RNA, 3440 nt
Organism: Condylura cristata (star-nosed mole)
Lineage: Eukaryota; Metazoa; Chordata; Mammalia; Eulipotyphla; Talpidae
Gene: RNF6
Product: ring finger protein (C3H2C3 type) 6
Exons: 5
Coding region: 354-2393 (679 amino acids)
Biological process (GO): protein ubiquitination; positive regulation of DNA-templated transcription; ubiquitin-dependent protein catabolic process
Cellular component (GO): nucleoplasm; cytoplasm
Molecular function (GO): ubiquitin protein ligase activity
Source: RefSeq, a predicted model, not a curated record